GCAACUUUGACUAUGCGCUGGAUACAGCAGCCAGUAUGGCGGACAGCGAAAGUGAUUUGGAAACAGACGGGCUUGAAUUAGCUCUGGAGGCAUUGUGUAAUAGACACUGCAGCGCCGAAUCGUCUUUAAAUAGCAAAUACUAUUGCUCUGAGUUUUGUGAGUUGGUUGAGGAGUACACAGGGCAAUGGCAAGUUCCUCUCCCACAGUUGAAGGUUCUGCGUACAGCCCUCACAAGUUUCACCAAAGCCACCGCUGCCUUUCCUGAAGACUGUCAGCACAUCCAUUAUGUUCUUAGCAGUCUGGCAUUGAGCUUUUUUGAACUGAUGCUAUUUUUCAGCAAAGAAGAAUUUUUGGAAGAUCCAUUGAAAGACAUCCUUGAUUCUUUUCAGGAGUGCCAUUAUCAACUUUUAAGGCACAGGAACAUCUACCUUCAGCAUGUAAAGCAGAUCAUUAAAGAAGGGGGUCCAUGGGAGAAUCCAGUGCUGCAAGGAGUCCUGAAAGAUGCACACUUGGCACCAAAAGAGGUUGAGGCAUACUUGAGCUCAGAGUUGCCGAUAUUUUUGGAGCUGAGGAUUCGCUACCUGCAGGCCUGUGAGCGAAUGCAGGAGGCAAUGGCCCUUGCUAAAAGCUGCCUGGAAAACCGCGAGGUUGGAAAACAUCUGUACUUCCAUCAGGCCUACCUGACCUGCCUUUAUAAGGCCUCACUGCACGAACACCUUCUGAAGGAGAUAGCAGAGAUAGAUGGCCGGGAUGCAGUGGAGAUUAUCUGCAACACGGAGAGUGUGGAAAAAGAUGAUCUAUUGUUGUCACUGUGUAACACUUUCCUUACACAGCAACUAAACAGCGGGGACAUGUAUUACAUCUGGGACCUGGUGUUCAUCUGGAGCAGGCUGCAUCUCAGAGCCCAUCCGUCAAGACAAGGCUUUUUGGCUGAGUGCUUAGAGCUGGCUUCCUCUGCUACCAACGUCAGAGCCAUCUUCCCCUUCAUCAAACUGGUCACAACAGAGUUGGGUGCUGAAGGAGUCCAGGUCGGAGUGGAACUAUGUGCUAGGGCCUUGCAGCUGUGUGACAUCCAGGCUGACUGUGUAACCAGGUCUCUGGUCUACAAGACCAUCGCUUUCCUGUUGCCUCAUGACCUAGAGAUCUGUCGAGCUUGUGCCCUGCUGGUCUUUUGCCAGGAACGCAGUCUAGAAGCUUACCGAACAGUUUGCCUGCUUUACAUGCAUCCUGACCAGGAGCCACAUCCUCACAACAGCCCUGUUCGAACCAGCGUUCGCUUCCAUAUCCUUCAGAUGCUGAAGGAGCGCCUGUGUUUUGACCCUGAGUUUUGGAACCUCCUGACCCUCAGAACCCAUUGCUUGGAGCUAAUGAGUGACAAGGUUAUGAAGGCUGCUGUUCUAAAUGAGAUGCAAGAGGAGGAGAAGGAAAACAGUGAAGAGCUAAUAACCAAUAUGAUAGUGAAUGACUCCUGCACUCAGUGUUUGAAUUCAUGCCAGUGCACCAAAGUUACAUUUGUGAAAAAAGAGCAAACCGUAAACGGCAAGACAAACGAGUGUGUGGAGAGCAAUGCUUCUCUGAAUAGGAAAAACUGGAGAAGACUGCGAAGGAAAAAACAGCCUGUUUCAGAUGAUGAGGCAGAUAUUGGCGAUGAUCCAGAGUUCAAAUACAAUCUGAAACCCACCCUGUUGGAUAACAAGACUGUGUAUUCACUAAGACGCAAUCCCACUAAUGUUGAAAGUUCUGCUUCUGUAAAGCUCCCUCUAAACCGCAAGAGAGAAUACCUGUCCAGAUGUGUGAAGAGCCAAAUAUUUAAAAGAAAGAAUCAGAAGAAAAGAUGGUUGCAGGGUGUUUCGAGACCAGAACCGGUACAGACCGUUAAAGAGAAGGUUAUAUAUAAAGGGAAGAAACGGGGAAGAAAGCCUUUACAGAAACUUGAACUCUCUUACCCUGAUAAUGAAAUAUUACUUACGGAGGAAGAAUCUGGCUUUAAAAAGGAGUCUGACGCAGUCCAUCAAGAGCAGGAUAUGCAUCAUCUGGAGAAUGAACUAGAACUGAAAACUGAACAAUUAGAUAAUAAACUCGAACCAAAUGCUACCCUUGAAAAGGACAAUGAACCUGAGAAUCGCAGUGACUCUGGCAGUAGUUUCACUGAACAAACCCAUGGAGCAUCUCGGGAUAUUUCCAAGCACAGUGAAAGUCUUGUUGCUGAACUUCAAGCAUCUCAUCCUUCUGUUGAUGCCAACCCAGAGCUUGAUGGACCAACUUUGGAGUUGGAUUGUUCAGUAGAAAUGUUCCACAAUUACUGUCUAAAAUCUAAAAAGCCUGACAGUGAAAACCUGCGACCUUCAGAAUCCUCAGCAUCUGAUGAGGUUAACGGUGAUGCAGAGCAGGAGGAGGAGGAGGAAGAACCACCGUCUACAGUAAAAACAGAAGCCCCAAAAAACAAGGUCAAUGUCAAGAGGACAUGGAAGGACAGAAUUCUUCGUACUCAACAAUACUCUCAUUUGACACAUCAUUGCAACUUCUGUCGCAAGCUCUAUAAAGGCUUGAAUGUUAUGAGGCAUGCUAUCUCACAUCUUAAAAAUAGAAAACUUAAGUGCAUACUCUGUGGAAAACACUUCAAACAGUUUAAUUUAGCCAAAAAACACAUUCUGGACCACAUUGACGAAAUGUGCAAGCAGAAACCACCUGGUAAUGAGCCAUGUGCUAAGAAAACUCCAGUUUCUAAUGGGGUAGUAGAAAAUCAGGGCCAGGAUGAAAAUCAGAAUUCUGUAACCGCUGAGCAGAAACCUGGGAGCAAAAGCAAAGUGUCAAGUCUCAGGAGGGAAGAUCGGAUCAUUAGGAACCUCCGCACUCUUAUUAAAAAGACAUGUGUGCUUCACAAAAAGUGCAAGAACCCGGAUGCAAAUAAUGUCAGACAGGUGGACUUUAAAGAUGAGCAGGUAGUCAUUAAAGAUGGCCUGGUGAUAAUAAAAAGCCCACCAGUGGUGGAGGGAGAGGGGACGGAGAAGCCAGAAGGAGAAAACGGCUACGACAUGGAGCUCUCUUACCAACUGUGCCCUUCUGAUACCUGUGAUAGAGUGUUCUUAAGGAUUGGGAGCACAUUAACGAAGCAUGCGAUAAAAUGUCAUAUUAAAGAAGAGAAAGUACUGGAGAAGACUUUUAAUUGGACCAAGCAGAAGUGUACACUUUGUCUCAGGCAAAUACAAAAUCUCCAGCAAUAUAAGGACCACAUGAGGCUCCAUUAUUCCCCUCUGCAGCACUUCUGCUAUCACCUAGAGUGUAAGCAGCGUUUUGUUACACCGCAGGAGUUAAAGGACCAUGUCAGUACUCAUCAGCCCUUCAGACCUCAGUGUACCUUCACGGACUGUGAAAACCUCUUUUCCAACCUCCAGGGUCUCUAUGACCAUGAAUGGAGACACUAUGUUUCUGUGCCUCAGAAGAAAGAGCUAGAGUUGGGACCCAGCAGACAGAAGGAACAAAGUAUUGAAGCUUCCUGGAAGCAGAGAGUGAAAGUGGAGGAACUGUGGCUGCAGAAUAAAAAGCCACUGAGGCAGAGUCCCACAUUUGAUCAUGUUGGGGACACAAAAGUUGAUGAUCUUGGGGAAAUGAUCAAAACUGUAGAAGACGUCUGUAAAGUAAAUGCACCAGCCAGUGGUGAAGACCUGUGCGAUGAGCCAGUGAACAACAGCAGGACUGCCGUCAAUGGACAUGACAGUGUGACCCCAAAUUUGUAUGAAGGAUUGAGCUCAACGUCCCGCAGCCGUUCAGCUAUGAGCACUCCAAGUAAGAGGAGUCGAAGAAAAGCUCCAGUGGAGUGGGACCCAUUGAAUGUACGAGACCUGGAGGAUUUGUCCACUUUGGCGGAAGGGGUCCAACAGAAACUGGGAGAGCCACAUAUCACUGAGCACAAAAGCUUCAAACCUGAAGAUCCCUCCUAUGCAACCUUUGUCAAAGCCCCCUUCAUCCGGCCACCGCCCUCCACGUACCUGGAUGAGUCUGUGCUGUCCAUGCGCAAGAGGAGGUCAGUCGAGGAAUCCCCGAAGAAAACGGUUUACUGGAGCCAUAAGAAAAAGAAGGAGCCGGUUGAAGAGGUUACACAGCCGGUGGAAGAUGUGGUUCCUGAGCAGAAGAUCAGACAGCGCUGUGAUAAAUGUCUUUCCUCCUUCAGCAGCUUAGAGGAAUUACAGAAACAUCAAGCUCUUAACACCUGUUCUGCACUGUUUGGCUUUGAUUCCGAUGAUGAAAGUUAGUAAACCUGAUCCACAGAUUUAGUUAUUAUUUAGCCAUUGGUGUAUAAUUAUUACUUUAUUUGUUUAGGUUAAUAGUGCAUGAAGAGAUCUACCGUGACCUGGAACCCAUUCUUAGUAUACGAAGAACGUGUUUAUAUGGUGCUUAUAUAAACAAGUGGGGUGUAUGUGCCAAAAUAGUCAAUUAGAGGCUUUUGUUUAUUAAGCAUUAAUUAUAAUAUACCUUAAUUUUAAGAACUUUUUUUCUUUAAAUUAUGAGCAUGCUCUUUGGUGCAGUGUGUUUUUUAAUGUAAAAAUCAAUAUUCUAAUACGCAGAUGACUUAAUUUAUGAAAACAACCAAUGGGCCUAAAAUAAUAAUAAAUCACAGUAUUAGUGGAGUCAAUUCCAGACAGUCUGCCUCCCAGCUACACAAAGCAAAAAGGAAGUUUAUAUUUUCAUUCAGACACAACACACUUAUUUAAAUCCUAAUGGUAAAGGCUCUCCAGUGAUGGUGAAAGGGAUUCGGCUGCACUUGACGCAAAUAAAAAAUGCGUCAUUAAUGACUUCAGUGUUUUAAUUUAUUUUAACUUUGAUCCUAUCUUUGUCCAUAAGGUAUUUCCAUGCAGUGCGAGUGCUUCAUGCACCAUUGUGAAAUAGCAUAUUAACUGAUGGUAAGAUGCGCUCAACAUGUGUCACCUACUCUUUAAUGUGUGGUCUUCCAAAUGAAACAUGUAACACUAAAGAGUUUGUUCCACUAGAAAUGAUUGACAGGAAAACCUCUCGUAGUCCUUCUCCAUUGGAGGAGACCUUUUGAGUUUGUAGCGUGAGGUGCUUUCUUGUAGCAUUUGCGUCAUCUGUUGGUCAUAGUAUGAAAUGAACUGGUGGAAAUUGCUGCCUUCAUGGCACAUUACCCUGCUGUACAGCACAUGAAUUAUUCCUGAGUUUUUUUAAUGCCAAAACCCAAUCAAAGUGUUGGACUCAUUAAAAUGAGAGUAGCUGUUUUUUCCUGUUCAAUUCAAAGAUUGUGUGUUGCAUCAUGUUUUCUUUGCUAUCUACAUAUUUUGAGAUGACUAAGCUUUUUAUGGGACUGUGCACUUAAAACCAUAUUUAUAUGUACAAAUGUGAAUAGCUUGUAUUUGUAAUGGUAUUGAGGAUUUCUGCUCUAUUUUUCUUAAGGAAAAGGUCAUUAGAUAUGUUUAAUUGAAUAAACAAAUGACAAAUA
Molecule: messenger RNA, 5452 nt
Organism: Betta splendens (Siamese fighting fish)
Lineage: Eukaryota; Metazoa; Chordata; Actinopteri; Anabantiformes; Osphronemidae
Product: zinc finger protein 654-like
Exons: 11
Coding region: 36-4253 (1405 amino acids)
Biological process (GO): regulation of transcription by RNA polymerase II
Cellular component (GO): nucleus
Molecular function (GO): DNA-binding transcription factor activity, RNA polymerase II-specific; DNA binding
Source: RefSeq, a predicted model, not a curated record